CUCAGUCAUUGCAAGCCAUAGCUUGAACUGUAAAAUGAGUUUUAAAUCUAAAGUAGUAAUUGUCACGGGUGCGAGCUCUGGCAUCGGGGCACAUAUAGUCACAGCUUUUGCCAAAGAGGGUGCCAGCGUCGUUUUAGUAGCACGAAAUGAAGAAAGAUUAAAAAAAGUUGCUAAAGAUUGCGAAGGCUUCGGCUGCGAACCACUCAUCGUCCCAGCAGAUAUCACAAUCGAUGAUGAAGGGAAAAACGUAAUAGCCAAGACAAUUGAUAAAUUCGGACGACUGGAUGUGCUAGUUAACAGCGCUGGUAUAUUGCGAACAGGACUGCUAGAGAAAGGAGACAUUAUGGAAGUCUUCGACGAGGUUAUGAAGAUAAACGUGAGGGCUGCUGUAAAUUUGAUGAAGUUCGCUACUCCACACUUGAUAAAAACUAAGGGCAAUGUCGUUAAUAUUUCAAGCGUAGGUGGGCAGCAGGUGUUUUCAGAAUUCAUGGCCUCCUACUCAACAUCAAAGGCAGCACUUGACAUGUUCUCUCGUGGUGCUGCUGUUGAACUUGGCAAACAUGGCGUAAGAGUGAACGUUGUUAGUCCUGGAGGUGUAUUAGGAACUAGUUUAUUGGCUAACGCUGGAUUUGAUCCAAAAUUAACGGUUGAUCAUGUGGCAUUUAGAUCUCUUCUAGGCAGAUGGAGUGAACCACAAGAGAUUGCUGAUUUAGUCAUGUUCCUAGCAAGUGAUAAAGCAAAGGGAAUCACCAGUAGCAAUUAUACGUGCGAUAAUGGUUACCUAAAUGAAAAACAUUGUUUUAAAAAAGGCGUGAUUUUUAAAUAAUUAUGAGAACAUAUGAUUCCCA
This is a messenger RNA of Pieris rapae (cabbage white), 848 nucleotides long. RefSeq names its product 3-oxoacyl-[acyl-carrier-protein] reductase FabG-like. Lineage: Eukaryota; Metazoa; Arthropoda; Insecta; Lepidoptera; Pieridae. The coding region runs from base 35 to 826 and encodes 263 amino acids. The record is from RefSeq and is a predicted model, not a curated record. Gene Ontology annotation, molecular function: oxidoreductase activity. The transcript has a single exon.